GGCUGUGGUGAUUGGGAAAAGCCCAGGGUGAAGUGAUCUGAGCAGUGUGAAGAUAGCAGAUGAACCCAGGUGUGUACAAAGAACAGAAGACUGAAGGGAAUUACACCCACAAGUUGGGUGGCACCUAGAAGGCUGGAGCUGAGAUGGCCUUGGCAGAGGACCUGGAGAAGGAGCUGGAGGCCACAGCCCAGGAAGUGCUAGGGAAACUGAGGAGCCGUCAGCUGUUCCAGUCCCAGUGGGACACUGCUGCCUUCAUCAUCUUCCUCAUCUUCCUCGGCACCGUGUUGCUGCUGCUGCUGCUUGUUGGCAUCCACUGCUGCUGCUACAGCUGCUGCGGCCGCCGCGCCCCCAGGUCCCAGAAGGUGAGCCCUGAGCAGGAACACCGCAAGGGCGUGGAUAACUUGGCCCUGGAACCUUAACACGGGGAGCACCCCCCCCC
Messenger RNA from Hyaena hyaena (striped hyena), 439 nucleotides. It is a transcript of the gene SMIM22, whose product is annotated as small integral membrane protein 22. Lineage: Eukaryota; Metazoa; Chordata; Mammalia; Carnivora; Hyaenidae. Gene Ontology annotation, biological process: regulation of cell population proliferation. Bases 144 to 419 code for a protein of 91 amino acids. The record is from RefSeq and is a predicted model, not a curated record. The transcript has 4 exons.